ACUGGACAUUUCCAUUUGGUUCUCUUCCAAAUAUCUCAAUCAUAACCCACUUCCACCACACAAACGCAACCCAACCCUCCCUCUCAUCCCCUCUCCAUCAAUCUGCAUCUCUUUUGCCACAUAGCAUUGACAUUGAUCACCGCCCUGUUCUUCAUCACAUGGCAGAGCUCCAUAGACCUCCACGCCCAUCAACCAUUUUUAUUCUCAUUUGUGAUUAAGACGCGGCACCAAUGGCGCCCAGCCACGAAGACACUAGUAGCUUAUAAUUGAUGAUGAUAGAUAAGAUAGCAAUUAUUGAUCAAUUGGCCCAUCUUGUUGGAACUGUAGCAUUUGUAUCAAAUCCAAGAUGAUAAGACAAAAUGAACCCUUUACCAGGAAAUGGGUCUUCCUUUCCUGCAUUCUUUGCUGCUGUAAUGUAGUGAGAUGUUAAUCAUGGAUUUCUCAUUUCUUCUCCAAGCUGUGAGGUAAGAACAUUGUGGCCGUGGGUGAACCCCGUUAAGCAUUUAAAGCUAUUGGAUUAGUAUCAAACUAAAGAUUAUAAGAUAAAAUGAACCUACUGAUAGGAAAUGGGAGUUGGGAGCUCUUUUCCUGCAAUUUCUGCUGCAGCUUCUGCAAGCUGCUAUGGCAUAGGAACACUGUGGGUGAAGCCCAUUAAGGGUCUACAAGCACAGCACAUGCUGGGUUUACAGAUUUGCCUAUUGCAAAGACAGAGCUAUUAAGCUGUGAGCACUUCUGCUUUUGAUGUCCCUUUCCCACACUACAUAUAGGGUAAAUAAAAUGGGGAAUGCAGGAACAGAGAAGAAGAGCACAAAUGAAUGGUGCACUGGGUAGUUGCAGCGUGUGAAGAAGAGGCAAGCUGCAGAUUCUUUGUGCUUAAAUUUUGGGCUGCGUAUGGUCAAAAUCUGAACACGAGGAAGUGGGUUCGCAAAAGUUUUGGUGUUAUCCUAGGAUAGUCCAUGCCCCUAAGAAGGCAAGAGGCAAGGGGACGGACCCAUAGCUUUUAUUAUUAUAGUGAAGUAAUAUUGAAGGAGAAGGCAAGAGAUUGUCCAGGCAUUUUUUUAUUUGAGUGUCUUGUCCCCAAAACACCCCCAUGUUGACAAGAUCAGUUUCCAUGUGCUGUUGAUUAGUUUAUGGCUCCCACAGUCUUUAUUACAAUAUUCAGAAAAUAUCUCUCUCUCUCUCUCUCUCUCUCUCUCUCUCUCUCUUCUUGCCCAAUGCUUUUUAAUUGAAAUGGCUCAAUCCCAUCUAUGAUUUUGUCUGCAGAUCAAGGGUGAAGUUCUGCCACGAGAUUAAAAAAACUCAACCCAUUAUCCCCACAAUACAAUCUCCAUCCGGGUAAUGGAAUUUUAAUGAAAAGAUUUGUGCUUCACUUGAGGGUUUGUUGAUUGGUUCUCCUCCCCUGUUCCUCUUUCUGGGGUUUUGGCGCUUGUCCCAAUGAAUUUUCAAUAAGCCCCAUUGGGCUCUGAGCUUUGUUUCUGGCUCUGUGUGCUCGUGGGGUUCUAUUCUUUUGCACAUCCGCAAGGACAUCUAAGGCAUCGUCUGUUAGUUUUGGAUCGCUGGGCCUGAUUCUUGAGAUGUGGUUGUGUUGGGAACCCAGCCAUGGUAUCAGCAGUCAGCACAACUCGCUACAGAGCAUGUCUUUUAUUGUUCUCUGUUUCAUGUCACCUUACCGUUGUAAUGUGUAGAUGAGGUUUUCAAUGCUUUUCUUUCAAUUUUGAUGCAUUUUUAGUAUAAAAUGGUGAUCGGUAGUGGGCUUUUUUGGUAGAUAGAUGUUGUAUACUUUCCUGUUUUAGGAAAAAAGAUGGAAUCUGGAAAUGGGUUUUACUCAAUUCAUGAGUUCCGUUUGGAUGCCAAAUGGCUUGUUGAUCCUAAGCACCUUUUUGUUGGACCGAGGAUUGGAGAGGGAGCUCAUGCCAAAGUGUACGAGGGAAAAUAUAAAAAUCAGAAUGUUGCAAUUAAAAUUGUUCACAGAGGAGAAACUCCGGAGGAGAUCGCCCGGAGGGAAACACGGUUUGCAAGAGAGGUUGCAAUGUUAUCCAGAGUUCAACAUAAAAAUUUAGUGAAGUUCAUUGGUGCCUGCAAGGAGCCUGUAAUGGUGAUUGUUACUGAGCUUUUGUUGGGAGGGACAUUGCGCAAAUAUUUGCUAAAUAUGCGACCAAGGUGCUUGGAGACACCAGUGGCAAUUGGAUUUGCACUCGAUAUUGCUCGUGCCAUGGAAUGCUUGCACUCUCAUGGGAUCAUACAUCGAGAUCUGAAACCUGAAAACUUGAUCUUGACUGCAGACCACAAAACAGUUAAACUAGCAGAUUUUGGUUUGGCAAGAGAGGAGUCACUAACAGAGAUGAUGACAGCUGAAACAGGAACAUACCGCUGGAUGGCUCCGGAGUUGUAUAGUACUGUUACACUGAGACAUGGAGAAAAGAAGCACUACAACCACAAAGUGGAUGCCUAUAGCUUUGCAAUUGUGUUGUGGGAGCUCUUGCACAAUAAACUGCCGUUUGAAGGCAUGUCAAAUCUGCAGGCUGCAUAUGCAGCUGCUUUCAAAAACGUGAGGCCUAGUGCUGAAGACCUCCCGGAGGAACUGGCCACAAUUCUAACUUCAUGUUGGAAGGAAGACCCAAAUGCCCGGCCUAACUUCGGCCAAAUAAUCCAAAUGCUCCUUCAUUAUCUUUCCACCAUUUCACCUCCAGAGCCUUUAAUACCUUCUCGGGUUUUCACAUCUAAGAACAGGGUUUUGCCGCCAGAGUCUCCUGGUACAAGCUCUCUGAUGGCUGUACAUGAUGAUUUGGGGGAAACCCCCAAAGUGAAGAUGGAAAACAAGCCAAGGGGCUUUUUCUUCUGCUUCAAUCAAUGCUAUUAAUCCUGAAUGAUAAUAGGAAAACAAAAAAUGUAACUUCUAUCAUUCCAAGGGAUCUUGAAAUGCUGCAGAUGAAGCAGAGUCAAAAGUAAUCCAACUGAUUCAUUUUGAUAAGCUGGUAAAUUUUUAAAUUAAUAUUUUCGCCAGUUCCCCAUGAUGGGUUGGUUGUCAGAUGAAAAUGCCCUCUUCUUUCUGCUGAUGCUGCUGAAUUCACUCUUUUGUAGGAUCUUAGUCCUAAUUACAUAGCUAUGAUAGGAAAUAAGUUUAGUUUGGAGUUGAGUCUGUAAUGAAGUUGCAUUCAAGUUGAAAGAUUGAGGCUCCAUCUCUAAAUGUGGUGAGAAAGCAAAAAAAUGAGCAAAAACAACUUAUUACAUCCACUCUCUCCGUGCAAGGCAAGCCAUUUCACCUGCAGUCAGUUAAACUCAUCCUAUGCCGAAGGAGUCAAUACUUUUGAUGCUGCUGUUGUAAAAUCAUUGAGGCUACAUUAAAUUGCUUCAUUUGAAUGGAAAUAGUUGUGGUUCAAAUCCAGAAUCCGAAGCACCAGAAGAAAAUAAUGUGGGAUAGUAAUGUAAUUUGGUUGGCAGUUUGAAUUGAAACUGAGAAAUGUAGCAAUUAAAUGGUCCAAUACAGAAAUUAAUUUAUGACUAA
This is a messenger RNA of Malania oleifera, 3505 nucleotides long. Its product is annotated as serine/threonine-protein kinase STY13-like. The transcript is spliced from 6 exons. Bases 1802 to 2860 code for a protein of 352 amino acids. NCBI's taxonomy places the organism in Eukaryota, Viridiplantae, Streptophyta, Magnoliopsida, Santalales, Ximeniaceae. Gene Ontology annotation, molecular function: protein kinase activity; ATP binding. Gene Ontology annotation, biological process: protein phosphorylation. The record is from RefSeq and is a predicted model, not a curated record.